Molecule: messenger RNA, 348 nt
Organism: Fraxinus pennsylvanica
Lineage: Eukaryota; Viridiplantae; Streptophyta; Magnoliopsida; Lamiales; Oleaceae
Source: the annotation of a GenBank genome assembly
AUGGCUCUGCACAUAGUGCAGUUGAUUUCUGCUUCUGAAAGGAGUUUGUUUAUCUGCUUGUCUCUCUUCGAGCUAUUGUCUGCUUAUGGACAGCUUGAUAUGCUACAAGAAGAAAAUGAGAAUAUACUCGAAAAGCACAGCAUUGCCGAGGACAUUUGUGAUGAAGCUGAAGCUAGAGUAAGGAAGCUUGAGAAACAGGAAGUUGUCCUUGAAAGGCUGUCUUGCAAGAUACUGGGGUUUAGCUGGUUUGCGGACAAAGAUUACACCACAGAGAGAGAUAGUGGAAAGGAGGCAAUGCAAUGGGAGAAUGAGCCUUUUUGUUCAAACUGCGCCGAAAUCAUCUCAUAA